Jaculus jaculus (lesser Egyptian jerboa) is the source of this 1342-nucleotide messenger RNA. It is a transcript of the gene Pdcd10, whose product is annotated as programmed cell death 10. Bases 303 to 941 code for a protein of 212 amino acids. The record is from RefSeq and is a predicted model, not a curated record. Gene Ontology annotation, cellular component: FAR/SIP/STRIPAK complex; Golgi apparatus. Lineage: Eukaryota; Metazoa; Chordata; Mammalia; Rodentia; Dipodidae. Gene Ontology annotation, biological process: regulation of Golgi organization; positive regulation of MAP kinase activity. The transcript has 8 exons. Gene Ontology annotation, molecular function: protein kinase binding.
ACAAUAUCGUUGGGACACGACAAGCGGAACUACGAGUCCCCAUCGGGCUUUGCGCGGCUCCGGCUGGGCAGGAUUCCGGACAACGCCUGGUUCCUCUCGGGUCCUUCCGGCGUCGCCGGAGUGAAUUGAUCCGGGAGUUGAAGAGGGCUGCAAAGGUGGGAAGUGAAGUCUUGCCCCUCAGUUGCCGGUCAGUGCAUUUUUGUGUUCCAUUUGGUACUGUACACAAAAAGCAAAGAAAGAUUGCAGUGAAUGAAGAUUCCUCUGUAUUUUAGACUGCUUUUUCUACUGUAGUUGGCUUUUGAAUGAGGAUGACAAUGGAAGAGAUGAAGAAUGAAGCUGAGACCACUUCCAUGGUUUCUAUGCCCCUCUAUGCAGUCAUGUAUCCUGUGUUUAAUGAGCUAGAACGUGUAAAUUUGUCUGCAGCUCAGACAUUGAGAGCCGCUUUCAUUAAGGCUGAAAAAGAAAAUCCAGGUCUCACACAGGACAUCAUUAUGAAAAUUUUAGAGAAAAAAAGUGUGGAAGUUAACUUCACAGAGUCCCUUCUCCGGAUGGCAGCUGAUGAUGUAGAAGAAUAUAUGAUUGAACGACCAGAGCCAGAAUUCCAAGACCUGAAUGAAAAGGCACGAGCCCUUAAGCAGAUUCUCAGUAAGAUCCCUGAUGAGAUCAAUGACAGAGUGAGAUUUCUACAGACAAUCAAGGAUAUAGCUAGUGCAAUAAAAGAACUACUUGAUACAGUGAAUAAUGUCUUCAAGAAAUACCAGUACCAGAACCGCCGGGCACUUGAACACCAAAAGAAAGAAUUUGUAAAGUACUCCAAAAGUUUCAGUGAUACCCUGAAAACAUAUUUUAAGGAUGGCAAGGCAAUAAACGUGUUCAUAAGUGCCAACCGACUAAUUCACCAAACCAACUUGAUACUUCAGACCUUCAAAACUGUGGCCUGAAAGUUGUACAUGUUGAGAGUUGUACUUCUCAGUGGCAGUGAUGAACUGCCUUUAUCUGUAAAUUUUAAAGUUGGACUGUAUAAAUGAUCAGCCCUCCUGAAGGGAUCUAAUCCAGGAUGUUGAAUGGGAUUAUCGCCAUCUUACACCAUAUUUUUGUAAAAUGUAGCUUCAUCAUAAUCUCACACUGAAGAUUUUGCAUCACUUUUGCUAUUAUCAUUCUUUUAAGAAUUAUAAGCCAAAAGAAUUUACGCCUUAAUGUGUCAUUAUAUAACAUUCCUUAAAAGAAUUGUAAAUAUUGGUGUUUGUUUCUGACAUUUUAACUUGAAAGCGAUAUGCUGCAAGAUAAUGUAUUUAACAAUAUUUGGUGGCAAAUAUUCAAUAAAUAGUUUACAUCUGUUAAA